AUGCUUAUACUUAUUGUUGUUCAUCUAUGGAGUUUAUAUGUUAUUCUUCCGACGUCAGUCGUCGGUCAACAACAAUUACCAUCACACACAUUUGACAUCACAAUUGGUGGUGUUUUUACAGAUCGAGACGAGGGUACAGAUAUACAAAGUAUGGAAAGCAUUUUUAAAUAUGCUAUAUUUCAUUAUAAUCGUUUGGCUAAAGAUGCCUAUAAUCUAUCAUUUAAAAUCCGUCUUCAAGAAGAAACAUUAAGUCUUAUUGCAGCUAAUUCAGCUGUUCAAACUGUUCAAGAUGUUUGUUCACUCGUACAUCAACGUCGUGUACAAGGUAUAUUUGGUCCACCUUAUUCCGAAUUAGCCACACUUGUUCAUUCAAUAUGUUACCAUGUUGAUAUACCAUUUAUAAAUGUUUGUUCAUCAUGUUAUGAUGUUGAAAGUUUAGAUGAGGAUAUUGAUAAUGACAAUGAACAUAUGCGACGACGUGAUCGCAUGUCAAUAAAUUUAUAUCCGUCCAAUCAAGAUCUUAACAUAGCAUUUCAUAAUUUAACACAUAAACUACGUUGGCAGAAAUUUCUCAUCAUAUAUGAUAUGGAUUCAGGUUUAACACGUUUACAAAAACUACUUAAUGACCCAGGUAUUAAUCAAACUGAUAUUCUUGUACGACAAUUUACACACUAUAAAGAUCGUAGUGUUCUUAUUGAUGCAAUUGGACGUGACAUAUUUAAUAUUAUAUUAGAUUUAAAUGAUAUUAACACACGUACUAUAUUAAAAAUGGCAUUACAAAUGGGUAUGAUCAACUCAAAUUAUCAUUUCUUAUUAACAACAUUAAAUAUUGAUACAUAUGAUUUAGAAGAUUUUAAAUAUAAUUUCGUUAAUUUAACAUCAUUUCGUUUAUUUAAUCGACAUCAUUCACGUGUACAGAUGGCAAUGGAUUCAUUUUUUACAUUUAAAACUAUGUCAAAUAAUGAAAUUAAUCGGCGAUUAUUCACAACUUCGGCGGCGCUAUGGACUGAUGCAAUACUUGCUUUUGCAUAUGCUUACGAUAAAUUAAUAGCAUCACGUUUGACUCUUGGGAGCGAAAUAGCACGACCUAAUGUGUCAUGUACUGACGAACGUAGUUGGCCAUUAGGCAUUGAACUUCAUUCAAAAUUCAAUGAAAUAUCAUUUGAUGGUAUUACCGGAAAAGUAAAAUUUACAUCCAAUGGUGAACGAACAGGUUUUGAUCUUGAAAUUGUUCAUUUAUCUGAAACUGGUUUAGCAAACAUUGGAGUAUGGUCACGAGAACGUGGUGCGAAUUUUACAUUAGCACCCUCAUCACGUAGUGGCUUAUUUAAUUCAACAUUAAUUGUUACCACUAUUGUUGAAGCUCCUUAUGUCAUGUUUAAAAAUAGUCAAAACUUAAGUGAAGUCUUAAGUCGAAAUUAUACUAAUAAUGAAUUCGAAGGGUUCUGUGUUGAUUUACUUGAUGAACUUUCACGUGCAUUGAAGUUUCGCUAUAAAAUUAAACCUAUUGCAACUGGACGCUAUGAUGACAUGGUUGAAGAAGUUAAAAAUAAAGUCGCUGAUUUAGCUGUCGCACCAUUAACAAUUAAUUAUGCUCGUGAAAAACAAAUUGAUUUUACUAAACCAUUUCUUAGUUUGGGUAUUGCUAUAUUAUUUAAACUACCAAAACCAGAAAAACCAGGUUUAUUCAGUUUUCUCAGUCCAUUAUCACUUGAAAUUUGGAUCUAUACAUUUGCUGCUGUAUUUACAGUUAGUUUUAUUCUUCUAUUAAUCGCACGAUGUUCACCUGAUGAAUGGCGUAAUCCAUAUCCAUGCGAUACAGAAUAUGAUUAUUUAGAAAAUCGUUUUACUGUUAGCAAUACACUUUGGUUUUCAAUUGGCACAUUGAUGCAGCAAGGUUCUGAUGUAAGUCCAUCAGCUAUAUCGACUCGUCUUGUUUCUGGUAUCUGGUGGUUUUUUACAUUAAUUCUUAUAUCAUCGUAUACUGCUAAUUUAGCUGCAUUUUUAACUGUGGAAAAACUUGUUAAUCCAAUAGAAAGUGCAGAAGAUUUAGCUAAACAAUCAAAAAUAAAAUAUGGCGUUGUAAAUGGUGGUUCAACAGAACAAUUUUUUCGAGAAUCAAGUAUUCCGACAUAUCAAACAAUGUGGAAAUAUAUGAAGAAUAAUCCUGAUAUAUUUGUUAAAAAAAAUCAAGAUGGUAUUGAUCGUGUUAAAGCGGAAUCCUAUGCAUUUCUUAUGGAAUCAACAUCAAUUGAAUAUACAGUACAACGCGAAUGUAAUUUGACACAAAUUGGUGGUUUACUUGAUAAUAAAGGCUAUGGAAUUGGAUUACCAGAAGGAAGUCCGUAUCGAGAACGUUUUUCUGAAAUAAUUCUUGAUUUACAAGAAAAAGGAAUUAUUCAAAAAUCUUAUAAUAAAUGGUGGAAGGGUAAAGGUACAUGUUCUUCAGAAAAAAAAGAUUCGAAAGCAAAUCCAUUGGGUGUUACAAAUGUUGGCGGAAUAUUUGUGGUGCUUCUCGGUGGUGUUCUUCUUUCAUUAUUUGUGGCCAUAUUGGAAUUUUUAUGGCAUGCAAGAAAAAAUCAUGCUAAUCGCCGACAUUCUAUAUGGUGGGAAUUACUUAAAGAACUUCGUUUUUCUAUUCAAUGUGGUGCUUCAAAUCGUAAAGCACUAAUAACUCGUCGAUGUUCACAAUGUAUACAUGAUCAACCUGAAGCAGAACCUGUUGCCAUACCUAAUCAACAUCGUCAUCCUUCAUGUAGUCAUCGUUCAUCAUCAGCGUCUAUGAAUUUUACAUCAACAUUACAACCUCCAUUAAGACAUCGAACAACAAUCGAGAGAACAUCAGACUUAGAUAAAUUUGAUACAUUACUUAUGCUUGCAGCUGAACGCACAAGUCGUCUUGAUUCACGUAAUAAACAACAACAACAACAUCAUCAUUCACCAACAUCAUCACAAAAACGAGCUGUUCCAUUAUUAAUUAUUGAACAACAAACAUCCAAUCAUGUUCCACGUAUUCGUGCUUCACAUAAACGAUUUACUAAAAGUGCUGAAUCAUCAGCACGUAGUAGUCUACGAAUUCCUCAUCAUGAAGACGAUAAUGUUAGUCGUAAUAGUACUGAUGCAUCAUCAGGUUCCGUGUCGUCAACGAACCUUCGUCUUCCUUUGCGUGUUUCUCGAUUGUGA
Molecule: messenger RNA, 3183 nt
Organism: Adineta steineri
Lineage: Eukaryota; Metazoa; Rotifera; Eurotatoria; Adinetida; Adinetidae
Source: the annotation of a GenBank genome assembly